Molecule: messenger RNA, 4221 nt
Organism: Annulohypoxylon maeteangense
Lineage: Eukaryota; Fungi; Ascomycota; Sordariomycetes; Xylariales; Hypoxylaceae
Product: peroxisomal biogenesis factor 6
Exons: 3
Coding region: 1-4221 (1406 amino acids)
Biological process (GO): protein import into peroxisome matrix
Cellular component (GO): cytosol; peroxisomal membrane
Molecular function (GO): ATP binding; ATP hydrolysis activity
Source: RefSeq, a predicted model, not a curated record
AUGGCCGCAACAAAUCGCGAUUUAGCUGCUCAUCGCAAACGAAGGCGGAGGAGAAGGCAAGACAAGCCCGCCAUAUCAGCGAGGUUAGUGUUGGAUAAUCAUGUGAAGGGAGAUAUCGGUAUCUUAUCCGAUGACCUAUUCGCUGAUCUGUUUCCUCACUUGCAAGACGACCCUAUCGAUGGUGAAACUAAUCAAGUUCCCGAAAUUCACCAUGUUGCUAUUGCUCCUUGGUCACCGUCUUCGAGUCCGAAUCGAACCAACUGGACUAUAGUUCCAAUCGCCAAAUCCACUGCUCUCGCUCACUCGACCGUCCAAUUCUCUCCUUCGUCUCUCGCCUUGCAGAGUUUCGCGACUACCUUACAGCAGAUCGCACCCUCGAAGUUAUCUAGCCACAGCAGGAGUGGUAUUGAAAUAUUAGUCUUGGAUGUUACCGCGUUGCCUCUAGAUACCGUUUUCGUAAACCUCGAUAGUGACCUUGUGAAGAGACUGGAGGAUGGAGAAGGCACUUUCUUCACUGAUCAUCCUUCUGGUAAAGAAAAAGCUAUCGCUGGAAGUGAUGCUCCCACAGACCGGCUCGCCGCUGCUUUGCGCGUGGCACUGGGCACCUUAAAAGUCGUCCAUAAUGGAGAUCUAUUCCCUUUACCAUUACCGCCACACCCAAUUACACAUGUUCCUUCUACGCCAGGCAAGGUAACACUGUGUGAGCCCGUAGCACAGGGUGUUCUAGCACCAACCACUAAAAUCAUUUUAACGAGAGGUCAUGGCCAGUCAAAGCAGGGACGGAAAUCCAUCGCUCCGCCACAAGGGUUAAAUAAUGUCCAGGAGGACGAGGACACGGCGACCGACCAAUUCUAUUCCGCCGCCGAGGAACGCGUCAAGACUGAUGCGCCACACGAUGCCUCAGAUUUUAUUACGGAAACGGAUACUGAAGCUUCGGAUCCUGAGAAUGAAGAUGAGCUCUCGGACGACUCAAUGGAUGAUAUCAUAUCUCUCCAAGCACCGGCGCUGCCAUCUUCUAAUGCGAGCGGCAUCUCUACCAUGCAGCCGGGAACGCCCAUGACAUUGGGACGCGGAAGGAAAACCAAUGGCAUCGCCUCUCCUACCUCGGUUUUCUCUAGUUUCACCGCUACAACUGCUCGCCCGGACCGUCCCAAGGGUCGCCUCUUCAAGGCCCAUGGUUUAAUGAACUCGAUACCUUCAGAAUUACUUCAUCCGAAGCCGACGGCCGAAGACGACGAGGAGGUACGGGUAUAUGUGGACAUCAACUCUUUAACCAGGAUAGGCUGCUUUUCCGGGGACUGGGUACGCCUCGAGGCUUCAGAGGAGCCUCCCACCAACGGCAUUGGUCUUUUCGGCCUUGGCAGUUUCGGGCAACCCGGGGUGGAAGAGCCAACAUGGCGACCGGCCAAAAUUUAUGGACUUCCCGAAGGUUAUUCCCAUCGGCCCAUGACUAGAAUUCCGAGUUCGAAGCAUGACUUUGGCAAUCGAAGAACAUCGUUUUUCGAAUCGCAAGUAAUAAAUUCCUCGGGGCCUAGUGCAUAUAUGUCUCCUAUAUUAAUCGCAAACUUGGAGAAUGCGCCAUAUGUGCGAUUAUCCCCCUUAAAAAGAACGGCGCAUCCCCCAAGGCCGGGUCAGUCGAAAAUUACUGGUUCCUCUCGCCCGCCCUAUGCUCGAGAUGUAACCCUUCAGCAAAUACGAACGCCUGUAUCUUCUGAGAAGGCUCUUCAGACUGCUAUAUUUGGCGGAUUAAAGGAUCAUUUUUCACGAAGUAUCCGUGUAGUAAAAUCUGGCGACUUAAUCGGAAUACCUAUUGACACACAGCUUGGGCGGACCCUUCAAGAAUCAACCAAUGCAAGCGAUGGUCUUGCGCUUGACGAUGUCGUAGCUCUUGCAGCUUCGAACAAGACCGGCACCGGUGUUACAUUUAAACCUGAUGCGGUUGCCUGGUUCAAAGUUGCUCAUAUAGAACGCCAAAAAUCAGAACCUAUCGAUGAGGAGGACGAAGAAGAUAUAUGGAGCGGCGUGGCUUGUGUCGAUAGCUCCUUUACUCAGAUUGCCCAGUCUGGGGGUAGCACUAGCUCUCUCCCUGGUACAAAAGACAGCAAUUGGCCGUAUUAUUUAGGCGUUGAGGAAGCCCCCCAGCCCACAUCUAAUCUUCUGUCUUCCGUGGUUCAGCAACAGGCGAGAUUUACCCCUCCUCUCAGGCGACGGCUAAGGGAACUCAUGGCAGCUGCUACAAGCAAGCGAGCUGUUCAUCUUAAGAUGCCUCCUAUAGCUGUUCUCCUUGUGUCAACCCAGCGCAACAUUGGCAAGGCAACCAUAGCUACUGGUGCUUGUGCGGAUAUUGGUCUCCACACCUUUACUAUCGACGCCUAUGAUAUCGUCAACGAUAGUGGAGCUGGAGGUAGCGAUGUUAAAACAGAAGGACUCUUGAAAGCUCGAGCAGAUCGUGCUAUGACAUGCGGCCCUGAGUUCUGUGCUCUCCUUAUCCGACAUAUCGAAGCACUUACCGCGGAUAGAAUGGUUAGUGCAAUGAAAGAGGUCCUCAGUGACUCUAGAGUUUUGAUUGCGACGACUACUGAAGUCGACAAAGUACCGGAUGGUAUCAGAGGGCUUUUCACUCAUGAACUUGAGAUGACUGCCCCUGAUGAGGGUGAACGUGAAGGCAUUCUACGAUCUAUCAUCCAAAACCGCGGGGUAUCUUUAGCACCCGAGGUCGAAUUGAGCGGUGUCGCCGUCAAAACUGCAGCCCUUGUUGCUGGCGACCUAGUUGACGUGGUUGAGCGCGCGAUAGUUGCGCGUGACUCACGCCUCGAAAUGUUGUCAACGAAAGCUUCUAACGAAAAUUCGACUGUCACCGUUCGUGAUAUUCAGGUUUCGGGUGGUUCAUCCGCGAGAUGUCUAACCAAAGCCGAUUUUGAUAUUGCAGUAGAUGCAGCACGGAAGAAUUUUGCCGACGCCAUUGGUGCACCAAAGAUUCCCAAUGUUACCUGGGACGACGUUGGAGGUCUCAAUAAUGUUAAGGAAGCGGUUAUGGAGACUAUUCAACUACCCUUGGAAAGACCGGAGUUGUUCGCCAAGGGAAUGAAAAAGCGAUCCGGUAUCUUGUUCUACGGUCCUCCCGGCACCGGCAAGACCUUGCUCGCAAAGGCAAUUGCUACAGAGUACAGUUUGAACUUUUUCAGUGUCAAAGGUCCCGAGUUGCUUAACAUGUAUAUCGGAGAAUCCGAAGCAAAUGUCCGCCGGGUGUUCCAGCGAGCCCGAGAUGCGAGGCCCUGUGUCGUCUUCUUCGACGAACUUGAUUCGGUUGCUCCCAAGCGAGGAAAUCAGGGCGACAGUGGAGGUGUUAUGGACCGUAUCGUGUCUCAGCUACUGGCUGAAUUAGAUGGCAUGUCCGGGGGAGAUGACGGAGGAGGGGGCGUGUUUGUCAUUGGCGCUACCAAUCGACCAGAUCUGCUCGAUCAGGCAUUGCUUCGUCCAGGUAGAUUUGAUAAGAUGCUCUACCUUGGCGUCUCUGAUACGCACGAGAAGCAGCUCACGAUUAUGGAAGCCUUGACAAGAAAAUUCACCCUCCACCCGUCUGUCUCACUACCGGCCGUCGCGGAACAUUUACCUUUCACUUAUACGGGUGCCGACUUCUACGCUUUAUGUAGUGAUGCCAUGCUUAAGGCCGUCACGCGACAGGCAACGCUCGUGGACACUAAGAUCCGCGUCAUCAAUGCAGACCGGGAGAAGGAAGGGCAUGCACCUAUCUCCACAGCCAACUUCUUUGAUCAUCAUGCUACGCCCGAAGACGUUGCUGUCAUGGUUACGGAACCGGACUUCCUCGACGCAAACAGGGAGCUAAUACCUAGUGUCAGCGCCGGCGAACUAGCUCACUACGAAAGAGUCAAAGCCACGUUCGAAAACCAAGAUACAAAACAGCCGCAACCACAACCACAGCAGCAACAGAACGAUGAUAUGCCUCCUUUGGUGAUGGACGGCGGUAGUGGCAGCGGUUCCCGGUCCGUCUCGGGUAGCAAGGGUAAAGGCAAAUCAGUGGCAAUAGAUAAUAAGAGUAAGGGAAAAGGAAAAGCGAUCGCCGCCAGCGACGAGGAGAGCGACAACGGCGAACCAUAUGGGAGCUACGGUGGAAGCGUCAAUGGUAGGUCCAAGGGGAAGGGCAAGGCGAUCGCUAGAUUCACGGACGGGACUGCGAGUGAUGAUGAUGGGUUAUAUUAA